Molecule: messenger RNA, 3456 nt
Organism: Heterobasidion irregulare TC 32-1
Lineage: Eukaryota; Fungi; Basidiomycota; Agaricomycetes; Russulales; Bondarzewiaceae
Exons: 7
Coding region: 1-3456 (1151 amino acids)
Biological process (GO): citrate metabolic process; acetyl-CoA biosynthetic process; fatty acid biosynthetic process
Cellular component (GO): cytosol
Molecular function (GO): ATP citrate synthase activity
Source: RefSeq, a predicted model, not a curated record
AUGUCUUCCAAAGCGAUCCGCGAGUACGAUGCCAAGUUGCUCCUUGCCUACUGGCUCGAACGUGCACCCCCAGUCGUCCCCUCCGCAAAGGUCAUCACCCCCUUCGUCUACCCCGCCCCGAAGGUAGCCCAGGUCUCCUGGGAUCCCGCAACCCGCGCCAUCACCCCCGACACUCAGCUCCCUAGCUGGGUUUUCACCACCAAGCUCGUCGCAAAGCCAGAUCAGCUCAUCAAGCGGCGCGGCAAGGCCGGCCUUCUCGCUCUCAACAAGACUUGGGACGAGGCAAAGCCCUGGAUCGCCGAGCGUGCGGGCAAGCCCCAAAAGGUCGAGUCUGUCACAGGCACACUGAACAACUUCAUCCUCGAGCCCUUCCUACCCCACCCUUCCAACACCGAGUAUUACGUCUGCAUCAACUCCCAGCGUGAGGGUGACACCAUCCUCUUCACCCACGAAGGUGGUGUCGAUAUCGGCGAUGUUGACGCCAAGGCACUCAAGCUCGACAUUUCUGUCGGCAAGCCGUUCCCUUCACGCGAGGAGUUCGCGUCGGCCUUGCUCAAGCAUGUUCCCGCCGCCAAGCAGCAGACCCUCGUGGACUUCCUCAUCCGCCUUUACUCCGUCUAUGUCGACCUCCAUUUCGCUUACCUCGAGAUCAACCCCUUGAUCUGCCUGGAUGCCGUCGAUGGCGGCCAGCCCACGAUCCACUACCUCGAUAUGGCGGCCAAGCUCGACCAGACUGCUGACUCUAUCUGCGGGCCCAAGUGGGCGAUCGCGCGAGACGUGACCGUCUACGAGACCGGCGCGCCCCAAACCACUUCCAAGGGCAAGGUCUCCGCUGACCGCGGUCCCCCAAUGGUCUGGCCUGCACCUUUCGGUCGUGACUUGACCAAAGAGGAGGCGUACAUCCAGAAGCUCGAUGCUUCCACUGGUGCUUCUCUCAAGCUGACCGUCCUUAACCCCGAGGGUCGUGUCUGGACAAUGGUAGCUGGUGGUGGUGCUUCGGUUGUUUACUCCGAUGCCAUCGCUGCCCAUGGCUUUGCUCACGAGCUUGCCAACUACGGCGAGUACUCUGGUGCACCCACUGAGGGUCAGACUUACGAGUAUGCCAAAACGAUCGUCGACUUGAUCACUCGCGGCAAGCCUCACCCAGAGGGCAAAAUCCUCAUCAUUGGUGGUGGUAUCGCCAACUUCACCAACGUCGCUGCUACUUUCAAGGGUAUCAUUCGUGCCCUCAAGGAGUACAAGACGCCUCUUGCCAACCACAAGGUCCGUAUCUACGUCCGUCGUGGUGGACCCAACUACCAGGAGGGUCUCAAGGCCAUGCGUCUGCUUGGCGAGUCUCUCGGCGUUCCUAUCAAGGUUUACGGUCCGGAGACCCACAUCACCGAAAUUGUUCCCCUGGCACUCGGCGUCAGGCGGGAGACAAAGUCCACUGCACCUUCCAUCCCUUCCUCUUCUCCUCCCUCCCCUCCUCCUUCCAGUGGCGCUGCGGAACAGAGCGAGAACACGGUGGGCUCGAUCCAUGCGUCUGGCGAGCGUACGCAGGCAGACGACCAGAUCGUCCGAUUUGAGACGGGCGCUGGUCACCAGCGUCCCUCUUUCCGCCCCUUCGAUGCCACGACGCGCUCUUUCGUGUAUGGUCUUCAGCCCCGUGCGAUUCAGGGCAUGCUCGACUUUGACUACUCGUGUGGGCGUCAAACUCCUUCCGUCGCGGCCAUGAUCUACCCCUUCGGCGGCCACCACAUCCAGAAGUUCUACUGGGGCACGAAGGAGACGCUGCUGCCCGUCUACACCUCCCUCCCGGAGGCCGUCAAGAAGCACCCCGAUGUCGAUGUCGUCGUCAACUUUGCCUCGUCGCGUUCCGUCUACUCGAGCACACAGGAGAUCCUCGAGCUCUCGCAGAUCAAGGCGAUCGCCAUCAUCGCCGAAGGUGUUCCCGAGCGCCACGCACGCGAGAUCCUCCACCAGGCUCAGUCGAAGGGUGUCCUGAUCAUCGGCCCCGCCACUGUCGGUGGUAUCAAGCCCGGCUGCUUCAAGAUCGGAAACUCGGGAGGCAUGAUGGACAACAUCAUCGCGUCCAAGCUGUACCGCCCUGGCUCCGUCGGCUACGUUUCCAAGUCUGGAGGCAUGUCGAACGAAUUGAACAACAUCCUCUCGCUGUUCACCAAUGGGACGUAUGAGGGUAUCGCCAUUGGUGGUGACCGCUACCCCGGUUCGACCUUCAUCGACCAUCUCCUGCGCUACGAGCAAGAUCCUGAGUGCAAGAUGCUUGUCCUGCUUGGCGAGGUCGGUGGCAUUGAAGAGUACCGCGUUAUCGAGGCGGUCAAGAAGGGCAUCAUCAAGAAGCCGAUCGUCGCGUGGGCCAUCGGAACGUGUGCGAAGAUGUUCGCGACGGAGGUCCAGUUCGGGCACGCUGGCUCGCUCGCCAACUCGGACAUGGAGACUGCGGAUGCCAAGAACACGGCAAUGCGCGCCGCUGGGUUCAUCGUGCCCGAGACGUUCGAGGACCUGCCACAGGUGCUCAAAGAGACAUACGACGGGCUGGUGAGCAAGGGCGUCAUUCGCCCACAGGCGGAGCGCGAGCCGCCCGUGAUUCCCAUGGACUACAAGUGGGCCCAGGAGCUCGGCCUGAUUCGCAAGCCCGCCGCAUUCAUCUCGACAAUCUCGGACGAGCGUGGGCAGGAGCUGCUGUACGCUGGCAUGCGUAUCUCGGAUGUGUUCAAGGAAGAUAUCGGGCUCGGCGGUGUUGUUAGUUUGCUGUGGUUCAAGCGCCGCUUGCCGCAGUGGGCGACGAAGUUCAUCGAGAUGGUCCUCAUGCUCACGGCUGACCACGGUCCCGCCGUAUCAGGUGCAAUGAACACCAUCGUUGCGACACGUGCGGGCAAGGAUCUCAUCUCGUCGCUGGCCUCUGGUCUCCUUACUAUUGGUAGCCGAUUUGGUGGUGCUCUCGACGAGGCUGCGUCCAUGUUCUCGAACGCUCGGGAUACUGGCUUGACACCACGAGAGUUUGUCGACGCAUCAAGGAAGGCAAACAAGCUCAUCUCUGGUAUCGGCCACAAGAUCAAGUCGGUCAACAACCCUGACCUGCGUGUCGAGCUCGUGAAGGAGUACGUGGUCAAGAACUUCCCGUCGCACUCGCUGCUCGACUACGCGCUUGCGGUCGAGAAGGUGACGACGUCGAAGAAGGACACGCUCAUCCUGAACGUCGACGGGUGCAUCGCCGUCUGCUUCGUCGACCUGCUACGCGACUCGGGCGCGUUCACACCAGAGGAGGCAGACGAGUACAUCCGGAUCGGGACGCUCAAUGGGCUGUUCGUUCUCGGGCGCUCGAUCGGCUUCAUCGGGCACCACCUCGACCAGAAGCGCCUGCGCGCGCCGCUGUACCGCCAUCCCGCGGACGACAUCUUCAUCAACAUGGCGGACUUGUCGCAGCCGCGCGUGCUGGGCAAGAUGGCGUGA